Messenger RNA from Choloepus didactylus (southern two-toed sloth), 1236 nucleotides. Its product is annotated as keratin, type I cuticular Ha8-like. Gene Ontology annotation, molecular function: structural molecule activity. The record is from RefSeq and is a predicted model, not a curated record. Lineage: Eukaryota; Metazoa; Chordata; Mammalia; Pilosa; Megalonychidae.
AUGACUUCCACCUACGUCAGCUCAUCCCACUCUCUGUGCAGCACCAAGGUUCCUGGAGCAUCCAAUAUCCCCAUCUCUUCCAUCAAUGUUAGAGGCCGUCCGGGGACACAGGCCAAGGGUGCCUCCCUGUGCUUCUCGGCAAACUUGGCACAUGCCAACUGAGUUGGUUUGGGGUCAACCUCUCUGGGCCGACCCAGCCUCUGUCUGUUCCCCAGCUGCCACACUGCUUGCCCCUUGCCAGGGACACGCCACAUUCUGGGCAGCAACGGAAGCUGCAUGACCUAUGGCGAAGGCACCCUGAACAGCCAUGAGAAGGAGACCAUGAAGUUCCUGAACGACCGCCUGGCCAACUACGUGGAGAAGGUGUGGCAGCUGGAGUGGGAGAACGCGGAGCUGGAGACCAAGAUCUGGGAGUGGAGCAAGUGUGAGGAGAAGUCCAAUGUGUGCCCAGACUACCAGUCCUACUUCUGGACCAUUGAGGAGCUCCAGCAGAAGGUCCUGUGCAGCAAGGCUGAGAAUGCCAGGCUGAUCAUGCAAGUUGACAGUGCCAAGCUGGCUGCUGAUGGCUUUCAAAUCAAGCUUGAGAAUGAGCACGCCCUGAGCCAGCUAGUGGAGGCAGACAUGUGUGGGAUGCACAAACUCCUGGACGACCUGAGCCUGGCCAAGGCUGGCCUGGAGGUCCAGGUGGAGUCCCCGAAGGAGGAGCAGCUCUGCCUCAAGAGCAACCACGAGCAGGAAGUCAGCAUUCUGAAGUGCCAGCUGGGGGAUAAGCUCCGGAUUGAGCUGGACACUGAGCCCGCUGUGGACCUGAGCAAGGUGCUGGGGGAGAUGCAGUGCCAGUACGAGGCCAUGAUAGAGACCAACUGCCAGGACGUGGAGCAGUGGUUCCAAGCUCAGUCCGAAGGCAUCGGCCUGCAGGCCAUGUCCUGCUCUGAGGAGCUGCAGUGCUGCCAGUCGGAGAUCCUGGAGCUGAGAUAUACAGUGAACGCCCUGGAGGUUGAGCACCAAGCCCCGCACAAGUUGAAAGACUGUCUGCAGAGCUCCUUGUGUGAAUCUGAGGCCUGCUUUGGCACCGAGCUGGCCCAGAUGCAGGGCCUGAAAAAUGUGGAGGAGCAGCUGUUGGAGAUCUGGGCUGACCUGGAGUGGCAGAACCAGGAGUACCAAGUGCUGCUGGACAUCAGGGCCUGGCUGGAGGCUGAGAUUGAAUACCGGAACCUUCUGGGCAGCAAGUACUGA